Messenger RNA from Physcomitrium patens, 3743 nucleotides. The record is from RefSeq and is a predicted model, not a curated record. Lineage: Eukaryota; Viridiplantae; Streptophyta; Bryopsida; Funariales; Funariaceae.
CCAUUGCUAUUCCAGCCCAACCCAGCCUAGCCCGGCCCACUCCACUCCACUAGCAGUGACAGACAGAUCACGUUUGACUCGACGCUCAAGCCCGAAUCUCUCGAUGUGGUCCGUCGCGCGAGAGGGCCGUGCCAUCCGCUGCCUACUUGCCUCCCAUUUGCGCUUCGUCGCGGUGCAAAUGAUGGUGGUUUGAGUUCGAUCUCGAGGUUUUUGUCACCGUUUUGCGGUUGGAGUGUGUGUGUGUGUGUGUGUGUUUCGCCGAAGCUGAGGGGCGUGGUUGGUAUCUGUUCGGCGGCCAUGUGGUGGUGGGGUGCGGAGACGUCACGGUUGGGUUGGCGAGUGUCGUUAAUUCCUUGACUUGGUAGCACUUUUGUAAAGGGAGAGGUUGGAUGAGGGUCGUAUGGCGGCGGCGGGAGCUUGAUCUGGUGAUUUCUUGGAGGCAGGGGUGCGAUUACUUGGGUUGUGGUGGAAUUGGACACAUUUUUUAUGAGAUAGGUUGGUUUGGAGUGUGACGGGGUGGAAGAGUUAUGGAUGGGAGUCUGGUGUGACACAACGGUGGCAGAGAUGGGAUGAGGAAAGUGUGAGGGUUGGAGCGGGUCUCUCUCUCUCUCUCUCUCUCUCUUUUUUUUUUUUUUUUUUUUUUUUUUUUUUUGUAGUUAAGGUGCAUGCUUUCUUUCAGUGUAUGGUAAUGAUGAUGGAAACUCAAGUGCCGAGCUUCUGGGACGCCGGGGACUCGGCCAUGAUCGAGGCGUUCAUGGGACCGGCUUAUGGAAUCCCAAGUAGUUAUGAGGUACAGGAUGAUUUGGCAAGCACAACCGAGAAGGGGCUGGAACUGAGUGAGACUGUGCUGCUUAGGAGGUUGCACACACUGGUUGAGGAGACCUCAUCAAAUUGGACUUAUGGAAUCUUCUGGCAGCUCUCAAGGUCACCAUCUGGAGAGCUGAAUGGAUUCCGUAUCUUUCAUGUACUGGGAUCUUGCGUUAAUGGGUAUCGUUCAGGGAGAUCGGCGUCGGAAGGCCGAGUGCUGGGAUCCUGGUUCUAUCUCCGUCCGAUACUUUUUUUUUUCCUGUCCACAUUCAGAUAACAUUUGAAUUUACUAUUGUAUUUUGAAGAAAACCCCUUCCCUGGAAUGGCCAAACCAGAGUCUGUCGACGCAGGAAAUGGUCAAUUCUGGCCUGUUGCACACCAGAAUGCCACUCCUUAAAGACAUACCGAAACAUAUGAUAGUUAUGACGUAUGCCUGUUGUUUUACCGACAGAGUAUCCAUCGAAAUAUGUUUGCAGGAUGUUGGGGUGGGGUGAUGGGUACUUCAAGGGGCCGAAAGAGAAUGAAAUUUCUGAGAAGCGUAUAGAUCAGGGAGGUAGUGAAGAGGACCAGCAACUGAGACGGAAAGUGUUGAGAGAACUGCAGUCUCUCGUGAGCAAUACUGAAGAGGACGUUAGUGAUUAUGUAACAGAUACAGAAUGGUUCUACCUUGUCUCUAUGUCGCACUCAUUUGCGUAUGGUGUGGGGACUCCGGGCCAAGCACUGGCAACUGAAAGUCCUGUGUGGCUUACUGAGGCAAACAAGGCCCCCAAUCAUAUUUGUACACGAGCUCAUUUAGCCAAGAUGGCUGGUAUCCAGACAAUCGUCUGUGUUCCUACAAGAACUGGGGUUGUUGAGCUUGGAUCUACGGAUUUGAUAAGUCAAAACAUGGACGUUGUUCACCAUAUAAAGAUGGUAUUUGAUGAACCAUUUUGGGGAGCAAAUCGAAGUCAAGUUAUGGCUCAAUCCUUGCUUAUGGACAGCGAUGCGACUUUCUUCCCUCCAAGUCCAAGUAUCAUGUCGAUGGGCACCACAAGUGCGUUUGCAUCAAGCCCCAGCGUAGCUAGUAGAGGCUCUACUCUUGGUAAAGAUCAUGAAUCACAUUAUAGAGGGAGGAAUGUGUCAGUCGAAAAGAUUGGUUCCUCAAUGGCAAGCACUAGCUUUGAUACUUUGGACUAUAUGUGGCAGCAAUCAGACGAAAUGCAAUUUAAUGAUGGAGUAUCAGUUGGUACUACUGAGAAGGACCAAGGACAAUCACGUUUGUAUUAUCCUGUUUUGGGACCACCUGUUCUGGUAGAGAAACUUCCAUUUUCUGCCACUAGUUUGAUAAGUAGAACCAGGGCAGCAGAAGUGAAGCAUUCAAGCAUGCUUCAGAAUGUUGAAAAGUUGGCCUCUGAAGAUCAAAAGCCUUCAUCACUACCACAUAUCAAGGUACAUACUACACACUCCUACCCCGAAAAGACUGGUGCUGGGGAAUUGAGCCAGGUUUUAAGUACCCCAGAUCUCAGACAAUCGAUAGAGAUGAAACUUCCAGCGCAAGUAGAAACCAGGCGUGCUCCCGGAAUAACUGGGGGCGCUACGAAGCCUGUGGCUGAGAAAGCCAAACCUGUUCCUAAACCUCCUCAGCAACAACAGACGGCGAUAUCAGGACCUCCAGCUAGCGCAAGUGGGCGUUCAAGUUUUGAUCAGUCAGAGCAUGAUUCCUUUCAAGAAUCAGAAGCUGAGAUCUCUUUCAAGGAGAGCAGCGCAGUGGAGUUCAGUUUAAAUGUUGGUACAAAACCUCCUCGAAAACGGGGUCGAAAGCCAGCCAAUGACAGAGAGGAGCCCUUAAGCCAUGUGCAAGCGGAAAGGCAGAGAAGGGAGAAGCUCAAUCAGCGAUUUUAUGCUUUGCGAGCUGUGGUGCCAAACGUUUCCAAAAUGGACAAAGCGUCGUUGUUGGGCGAUGCUAUUGCAUACAUUAAUGAGCUUACGAGCAAGCUGCAAUCGGCAGAGGCUCAAAUCAAAGACCUGAAAGGUCAUGUGGUUGGUUCGAGUGACAAAUCACAAGAAUCACUUUCGAUUGCAAGGGGUUCUAUGGAUAACUCGACUAUAGAUGGGUUGAGCAUAAGACCACAAGGGAGUGUUAACAGCACCUCGAUUUCUGGAAAUGCACCAAGUGGGACGAAACCUACUAUUGCAGUGCACAUUCUUGGGCAAGAGGCUAUGAUUCGUAUAAACUGUUUAAAGGACUCUGUUGCCCUUCUUCAGAUGAUGAUGGCAUUGCAAGAGUUACGUUUGGAGGUUCGGCACUCAAAUACCUCCACCACGCAGGACAUGGUUCUACACAUUGUAAUUGUGAAGAUUGAGCCAACUGAACAUUACACACAGGAGCAGCUAUGUGCGAUACUGGAGAGGUCAUGUCAACCCUACAGCUGUUCUACCAAGGAUGAAGGUCACGGGCUUUCAGAAAAGCUAGGUUCAUCAAGACGAUCUCAAUAAUCCCUUGUCUUGGAUCUCACCCUUGCCGUCUAUCAAUGCCUGAUACUAUGAUUAAGUUUGCCCUUGAGGGGCUUGGAACAGAAAUUUUGUCCAAAGUUGCAGUUAUCAAUAAUUUGAGUAAGUUUUUUCAAGUGCGAGAUUCUCUGGCAGGCCGACCGAAAAGCCUGUUUGCAUGAUACGAAAGCUUCAAAAUAUUCAGUAGGGGAAGUGAGGCUGUUAUCGGGUCCUGGUUGGAUAAUGUAUGUACAGUAUGCCGCUAUUCUCAAGCACAUUUCCAAACUUUACCUUUCAAUGUAGAAGAUACGAGUUGCAAAUGUGUCCUGAGUACCUCUACCAGGCAUUAUAUAGCUUAUAUUAUGCAGUUCCUUUUCGAAUUCAUAUUUGGUUUCCUUUUGAAAAAGGUCUCUGGUUGUAAAUGACAAAUUUAUAAUUGAUAGCCCAGGUUGUUUAGAUUUGAGCAA